AUGGCGGCCAAUUUCGUCGAGCUGGUGCGGCUGCUCGCCACAUCGGACCCGAACGUGUACAUCUCGUGUUCUUACCCUGAAAAGAUGGGCAACACCGCCGCGAUUGCGUACGGCGGGUGCGUGCAGGCGCUCACGGUGCAGGCGGCAUUCAAGUCGAUCGAAUCGCGCAAGGAGCAGCGCAACUUUGAGAUCUACUCUCUGCUCGGCAACUUUCUCGGGCCCACGCUGUCGGAUCGCAACGUCAAGCUCGUCGUGACGCACGUUCGCGACACACGCAGCUUUGCUACGCGCUUCGUGGUGGCGAGCCAGGUGCAGAACGACGGCAGCGAACGCAGCACGUUUUCGGCGCUCGUCGACUUUGUCGCGCCCAACAAGAUCGACACCUCGCAUGCGGGGGCGCCGUUCGUGGCGUACAGCAAGAAGCCGCGCAUGCAGUAUUCGCCGCCGGAGCAGCUGCCCACGAUGCGCGACAUUGUGCUGCGCAAGGUGCAGGAGCGCAAGGUGAAUCAAAAAGCGGCGGACCACUUCCAGAACGUCGUCUUUGGCCUCAACACCAAGGUGGUGGUGAGCGCAAUUCCUCCGCAGGGACUGCACGCGCACAACGCUAUUGGCCUUGACCCACUCGCCGAAUCCGAGCAGCAUGCGCUGCCGCUCACCGACCGAUUUGCGGUAGACUGGUCGAAAUCCAAGCACGAGCUGGCAUCUCCACCAGCUGCGCCUUCUCGAGCCUCGCUGCCGGCAUGUAGCUACGCGGAGGCUGGGGAGGCGAUGAGCAUGUCGCCCGCCUCGGCGAAUGCGAGUCUGGUGGCGUUUCUGAUGGACGCAGCGCUGUCGUUCAUCCCGCUCACGUUUUCGAAAAAGUCGCUGGCGGAUGCGGCGGUGGCGUCGUCGCUCGAUACCGCCCUGCGCUUCUUCAAGCCAGCCGAUAUGGACGACUUCCACCUGCGCGAGAUGCAGACGCACGCCGGCGGCGACUGCCGCACCUACUCCGAGGCGUGUCUGUGGGAUCGUAGCCACAACCUCGUGGCGUGCAUGACACAGGUGUGUGUGCUCCGCCCGCAUGCGCAGAAGCUGUAG
Molecule: messenger RNA, 1077 nt
Organism: Moesziomyces antarcticus
Lineage: Eukaryota; Fungi; Basidiomycota; Ustilaginomycetes; Ustilaginales; Ustilaginaceae
Product: acyl-CoA thioesterase II
Exons: 1
Coding region: 1-1077 (358 amino acids)
Biological process (GO): acyl-CoA metabolic process; fatty acid catabolic process
Cellular component (GO): peroxisomal matrix
Molecular function (GO): fatty acyl-CoA hydrolase activity
Source: RefSeq, a predicted model, not a curated record